Oryzias latipes (Japanese medaka) is the source of this 1475-nucleotide messenger RNA. RefSeq names its product interleukin 17d (gene il17d). Gene Ontology annotation, molecular function: cytokine activity. Gene Ontology annotation, cellular component: extracellular region. The record is from RefSeq and is a predicted model, not a curated record. Lineage: Eukaryota; Metazoa; Chordata; Actinopteri; Beloniformes; Adrianichthyidae. Gene Ontology annotation, biological process: inflammatory response.
CAGAGGUUUUCCAGGGCGGGUUCCAGUAAUCUGGCGUCCAGCAGCGGAGGCGCGCGACCAACUGUCUGGACUUCCCACUCGCGUCAGGAGCUGCUCUCAGUCACGCAGGGGAAAACUUUCCUCUUUUUGUCUCCGUGGCUCUAAGCCUCAGAACGGGACUUGAUCUGUCAGUGCUUUGGUUUGAUUUAGAUUUCUGGCGCCACGCAGUUGCAUCCAAACGUCUCCCAAAGGAUUUUACGCACAGAUUUCCGGAGAGGGGAAAUGAAAUGGAAUGGGUUUUUCUGUCAUAGUUCCUGGGUUAAUCCUAUACCAGUAUUUGAAAGGUUUCCUUCUGUAAGGCAUCUGCUGUUUGUGGCGUCAUGGCGGGUCUUUGAUGAGAGCAUGAUUGUAAAAACCCUCUGCUGGAGCGCACGUGUCUCACUUUCACCUCCGGGGCUGCGGGCUGCUUGCAUUGAAAGCUGCGUCUGAAAUUUCACAUCUGUGCUCUUCAUGAUCAUCUAAAAAAAUUGAGGGGUUAAAAACAAACAACCCGCAGUUUCACCUCGUGAACGCGCCUCGAGCGAGGCGACAUAGUUUUCAAGAGAUGACAGCUGGUUCUUCUCGAAUCUGCGUCCUGCUGCUGCUGCUGCUGCUGCACCUGGCGGCGUUGCUGGAUGCGAGCAGGGUCCGAAAGAAGGCCAGCAGGACCCGGUCCUGUCUGGACCUGCCGGAGGAGAUUCUGGAGCAGAUGUUCGGACGGCUCUCCGUGGGAGUGAUGAGCGCUUUCCACCACGCCCUGCAGCUGAAACCGCAGGACAAACUCAACCUGAGCUGCCCGUCCACGGCGGGGACUCUGACCGCCAGUAGGACGCGCCUCCCGGUCAACCUGCUGAGCGUCUCCCCCUGGGCCUACAGGAUUUCCUAUGACCCAACCAGAUAUCCUCGCUCCAUCCCUGAGGCCUACUGUCUGUGCAAAGGCUGCUUGAUUGGACCAUCAGGAGAGGAGAGCAGGCAGUACCGCAGUACUCCAGUUUACUCUCCGUCCGUCAUCCUCAGAAGGACCGGCUCCUGCGCUGGCGGGCGCCACUCCUACUCUGAGAUCUACGUCUCCGUCGCUGUGGGAUGCACCUGCGUUCCACUGCUGGAGAAGGACAGAGAGCCACAGAGCAGAAACCAAACCCUGCAGAGAGGAGCCCCCAAAGCCAGAAGAGUCUCUGCUGCUGGACACAAGGGCUGAAGAAAGGAGGACUCCAAAUGCUCUGGCUUUUUUCCCCAUAAAGACUCAGUUCUGCAGAGGCUUUAUAUCUACACUACGGUACUCACAAUUAUUUAGGAGAGCUUUUCCUAUUUGGUCUGAAUUUUAAUGAAAUAUGCUAAAGUUUCCUUUGAUAUCACCAAUAAUGACUGAGAAAGAACAUCAUUUUCAUUAGUUUGACAUUCAUCAACGUUAACCCAAAAAUGAAGACAAUAAUAAAGAAAUCCCCAAAUAACCAAAA